AUGGGCAACCAACCAAGCACCGAAGCUGGCGCGGCGCCGCUACCCGACUCGAAGCGCGCCAACAGCAUCUUCUCGCUCCUUGCGUUCGCCAAGGACCCCAAGGCGGCCAUGGCCGAGUCGCGCGACACGCUGGGCAACCUCUUCCUCAUCGAGAGCGCAGUCGUGAGCGAGAAGAUUGCGGGCUUUUGUGGCCCCGAGAUGCUCUCGCAGUACGAUGCGCACGUUGCGGCCGGCCACAUUGUGCGUGAGAACGCACUGCCCGCGGGCAUUGUGGAGCUGCUCGGCCCGAUCCUCGCGACGCUCGACGGCGAGGUGCACGACAGCCGCAAGGAGGCUAUCAUGGGCGCCUUCUCCAAAGACAUGCUCGCCUCGUAUGCGCCCAUCGUGUUUGGGAUUGUGCAAAAGGAGCACGCGGCAUGGGCGGCGCACGGCGGCAAAAUCUCGCUCGCGCUCAGCUGCAAGAAGACCGUCUUCAAGGUCUUCCUCGCCAUCCUCUACGGCAUCACGGACAUGACGCCGGCCGAGUACGACGCCACGUACGACCCGUUCCGUGAUCUCCUCGACGGCUUCAUCCGCGCGAUCCCGAAAUCCUCGAGAGGCGCGGACGCUGAGGGCCUCGUCUGCAAGCAGCGCCUUCUCGACGAGCUUGUGGCGCCCGCGCUCGCUGCGAGCCAGGCGCGCGUGGCUGCAAAGACGCCGGUGCCGUGCUUCCUCGACUACAUGCUCGGCCAGACGGAGCUGACGCCGGACGUGGUGCACCUCGAAGCGUUCCACGCCCUCUUUGCCGGCCUCGGUGGCACCCAGUGCCUCGUCGUCAACACGAUCACGGCGCUCGCCCAGUAUCCUACCGUCGCCGAGAAGGUCCACGCAUCGCGCGCCAAGUUCGUCACCAAGUACCACGAAGAUCGGUGGCGCCAUUUCGACAACCUUGGGUACUGUAACCGGUUUCUCCUGGAAGUCAAGCGCUUCUACAACGCAGGUCCGGCGCAACUCUUUGGCCGGACGACGCAAGAGCUGACGUUCACGACGCCCGAUGGCGAGUUUGCGAUCCCCAAGGGCGUGCUCGCGGUAGCGGGCCUCGAUGCGACGAACCGGCACCCGGACGUCUGGACUGACCCGAGCGUCUUCAACCCAGACCGCUUCGACAAUGGCUUCAACGAGGCGACAGACUUGUACAAGUUGUGCCCGCAUGCGAUUGGCAAGACGACGGGUGGCCGCAAGUGCGCGGGCCGCGACCUCGCAACGCUCGUGCUCCAGGCGUCGCUCGUUUCGCUCUUUGACUUCAAGUGGACCUUGGUGCCCAACCAAGAUUUGAGCUUGGAAGAAGGCAAGUCGACGCCGAUGCCCAAGGGACUUCUCAUGGCGAGUGCGUUCACGCACCGCCACUCGGCAGACGAGACGGAGUGCGACGUCUCUGACUGGCACCUCCUCAACUUACCCGAAGCGAAGGCCCUAGUGGGCAUCGCAGGCACGGUCUCGGACGACGAGGACGACGCACGCCUAGACCUCUGGACGCGCCUCAUGAUUAAGUUGAUCGCCAAGAAGCAAGCGCGCUGGAACAAGCCGGCUGCCAACGAGGUGCUGACGGUCCCGCGGUUCCAGAGAGAGCUCCCCAAGAUGACGCUCAUCCAGACCAACAUCCAAGUCGCGACCGAGGACGAAGACUGGCCCAACCAACCAUGGCUCGAGAUCCAGCAGUCCAACUUCCUCCGUGACUACGCGCCGUUGGUCGAUGACUUUGAGCACACGUGGCUGCCUGGUGAGGACAUGGAGCGCUACGUCAUGAGCAAGGUCGGCCACAUGUGGCCCCGCGUCAACGUCCACUGGAACGACCGGUACUCGGACCGCGCGCUCGAGCUCUUGGCUUUCAACGGCUUUGGCCAGCAUCUCCUCAUGAAGCUUCCGGAAGCACACGACGACGGCUCGUACUACGGUAUUUGUCUCGGCUUUAUGAAGGGCCUCGAGGUGCGCCCUGGGUACGCCAAGUACGGCGCGGAUGCGUACUUCAACGCCGAGGGCAAAGUCACCAAGAUCGUCCGCGGCGACAUCACCGCGCGCCCAGGUGACGACAGCUGGGCGUACGCCAAGCUGUGCUUCCGUGGCAGUCUCCAGACCAAAAUCACGGCCGUCGACCAUCUCCUCGGCGUGCACGCGACGGUGGCCAACAUCAUGGUCAUCGCCAACCGCGAGCAACUGCCGCCAACGCACCCGCUCCGCCGAUUGAUCAAGCCGUUCACGUUUCGGUCGAUUGCGAUCAACUACGGCGCGGGUCGGGCGCUCUUUUGGCCCAAGGGCAUGCUUCAGCGUGCCUACGCACUCACGGACAAGGGCAUGAAGCAGACGUGGGACAUCGGUCUUGCCAACUUCAAGUACGAGACGUUCCCGGAGCAAAUUGCGCGUCAGAACAUUGACACGGCGACGCUGCCGUUCCACGAAGACGGUAUGGACUACUGGCAUAUCUGCCGAUCGUUCGUCAGCAACUACGUCGACCUCUACUUCAAGAGCGAGGACGCGCUUCAGAGCGACACGGAUGUCCAUGCGUUUUGGACGUUCUUGAGCACGAAGCUGCCGGUGCCAAUGCGGACGCUCACCCUGGAGAACCUCAAGGACUUUGUCGCCCACUUCAUUUUCCUUGUCUCGUCGAUGCACAACCACCUCGGCACGAUUGCCGAGUACGUCUCGGACCCGGCCUUUUGUCCCUCGGCGUGGGUCGAAGGCGAGCUCGCUGGUCGACCCGGCACGGGUGUCCGUCUCGCGCUCAUCAUGACGGCGACGGGCUUCGCGCAGCCCGCAAUCACGGAAGACUUUUCGCACAUCAUGCUCGACGACGAUGCCAAGGCCGUCUGCCAAGCGUUUACGGCCGCAGUCACCGCGCAGAUCGCAGUGGUCGACGCUCGCAAUGCCACGCGCGUCCAGCCGUUCCAGUCGUUCAACCCCAAGACGAUGGAGAUGGCCGUGAGCAUGUAGCUU
This is a messenger RNA of Saprolegnia parasitica CBS 223.65, 2970 nucleotides long. RefSeq lists its product as hypothetical. Bases 1 to 2967 code for a protein of 988 amino acids. NCBI's taxonomy places the organism in Eukaryota, Oomycota, Saprolegniomycetes, Saprolegniales, Saprolegniaceae. Gene Ontology annotation, molecular function: monooxygenase activity; oxidoreductase activity, acting on paired donors, with incorporation or reduction of molecular oxygen; iron ion binding. Gene Ontology annotation, biological process: sterol metabolic process. The record is from RefSeq and is a predicted model, not a curated record. The transcript has a single exon.